GCGCGGGGGCCAUGGCCGAGGACGGCGGGAGCUGCGCGGGCUGCGGCGAGAGCGCGCACUGCAACGUGCUGAGCUGGGAGCAAGUGCAGCGGCUGGACCGCAUCCUGGGCGAGACCAUCCCCAUCCACGGCCGCGGCAACUUCCCCACGCUCGCCAUGCAGCCGCGCCGCAUCGUCAAGGUGGUGCGGAGGCGGCUGGCGCUGCGCGGCAUCGGCGUGCGCGACGUGCGCCUCAACGGCUCCGCCGCCAGCCACGUCCUGCACCAGCACAGCGGCCUCGGCUACAAGGACCUCGACCUCAUCUUCUGCGCCGACCUCAAAGGCGAGGCCGAGUUCCAGACCGUCAAGGACGUGGUCUUGGACUGCCUCUUGGAUUUCUUGCCCGAGGGCGUCAACAAGGAGAAGAUCACGCCGCUCACGCUCAAGGAAGCGUAUGUGCAGAAAAUGGUGAAAGUCUGCAAUGAUUCGGACCGGUGGAGUCUCAUCUCCUUGUCCAACAACAGUGGCAAAAACGUGGAGCUGAAAUUCGUGGACUCUCUGAGGCGGCAGUUUGAAUUCAGUGUCGAUUCCUUUCAAAUCAAGCUAGACUCCCUGCUGCUUUUUUAUGAGUGCUCAGAGAACCCGAUGACUGAAACUUUUCACCCGACCAUCAUUGGCGAGAGCGUCUAUGGGGAUUUCCAGGAAGCCUUUGAUCACCUCUGCAACAAGAUAAUCGCCACCAGAAACCCAGAAGAGAUCCGAGGAGGUGGUCUGCUUAAGUACUGCAACCUCUUGGUAAGGGGCUUUAGGGCCGCCUCUGAAUCCGAGAUUAAGUCCCUGCAGAGAUACAUGUGCUCCAGGUUCUUCAUUGACUUCUCGGACAUUGGGGAGCAGCAGAGAAAGCUGGAGUCCUACUUGCAGAACCACUUUGUGGGAUUAGAGGACCGCAAGUAUGACUAUCUCAUGACCCUUCACGGCGUGGUGAAUGAGAGCACCGUGUGCCUCAUGGGSCAUGAGAGGAGACAGACUCUUAAUCUGAUCACCAUGCUGGCCAUCCGGGUGCUGGCCGAGCAAAACAUCAUCCCCAACGUGGCCAAUGUCACCUGCUAUUACCAGCCGGCCCCGUACGUAGCAGAUGCCAACUUCAGCAAUUACUACAUUGCCCAGGUGCAGACGGUGUUCCCUUGCCAGCAGCACACGUACUCUACCUGGCUGCCCUGUAAUUAAGGACCGCGAUUAGCAGAGCUGGUGGGGAGAACGAUCCUUAACGUGUGGGAUGGGGCCGCGGUGCCCCUCUGAAACGGGGUGUUUUGUGCAGUGACGAUCCACUCUGGCUUGCGGGCUUGGUAAAAAGCUUGUGGUUCUCCUAGUAAAUAAAGGGAGCACGAUCUUGAAGGAACCCCCAAAUAAUUGGAUCCUAGCCCAGAGCACAAGAGGCCUGUCAUUAAAAGCAAACAGCUUCCCCUGAAAGAAGCGAGGGAGGAAUGCUUGAUGACAAUAUGGGGUGGCAAUACCUGCUCCCAUAGCUUUGGCAUAGAGAAGGUGGGAAAGCCUUAUUUUCCUUUUUUUUUUUUUCUUAAAUUUUAUUCUUUAGAAUGGGAUCUGCAAAAGGGAGAAUAUGAAAGAAACAAAAAAAAACAACAAAAAUGAAAAAAAAAACAAAAAAUUCUCUAUAUAUUCAGGAAUUAAAAGUAGAGACGUAAAGAAGAGAUAAGCUGAAUAAAGAUGUAUAUUGGAAUUACUGCAUUUGGGGCUUGCAGCAAGUGCAACCUAUGGAAUGAUCCUGCAGAAUGUAUAGCUUGCUUGAAUAGAAAUGCUUUAACAGAAACAGCUUGCUCCAAAUGAACAGUAGUAGAUUGGUACAGUUAUAAAAACAGAAGCGCGUAUGAUGACAAAGUCCAUCAUUUCCAGCUGUGUGCAUGCCUCACAUUUUAGAAAUGUGAGAAUGCAAGAGAAACAGCUGUGGCAAACAACAUAUUCAUGAGGACCAAAGAUUUUGCAGAUAAAUUAUCCAAGCAAAGACGAUACAGUAGAGUAUAUAUAUAUACAUAUAUAUAUAUGUAAAAGAAAAAAGAUGUUACUAUAUUUGUACACACCAAUAGUAAUCAAAAGUGCCUGAUGCCUUCAUAAAAUUUGAAGUGAGAAAAUAUAGUUUUGUGGUUUAACCAUGCAUUUUGUUUUAUCAGGGACACAAGGAUUAAAAACAAUUAACAUAAGCUUGUGAAUAAGUGGUGGAGGAAAUGCCCUAUUUUUUUUCUUGGCAAAUACUUGUAUAGAGUUAAUGUUACGUCAGUGUGAUGUUAUCCUAGGUACGUGUGUGCGUGUGUGUAUAUAUGUUUGUGUGUGUAUAUAUGUACAUGUUAUAUGUGUAUAUCUAUAUAUAUACACACACAAUAUAUAUUAAUAUGGUCUAGGAAAAAAAUGUAGCAACUGAGGAAUGUUUAAAUAAAGUACUAUGUGUUUUCCAGUUUGCAACAGGAUGUCAUAGGAUAGUGGGUACCUUGCAGUGAAUUUUUUUAACCCACACCUGAAAAAAAUUGGAGGAGAUGAACCGGUCAGGAUUAAGGUGGGAUUCGGAUAAUGUCUUUGGUUGCAAGAACAAGGAUUACAGUAAUUCAGUGGGUUGCUUGUGAGCCAUAAUAAUUCCACAAAUGGAGAAACAUAUGACUAGCUAAUUUUUUAAAAACUAUUUUGUACUGUAAUGCCAUCUUGACGUUUAACCCACUAAUGUUGUGACUGCAUACCUCCAUGAUGUACAAUUCAGUGGAACGUGGAUCAAAGAUAGGUUUAUUUAAACCCCCUGACAGCUAAAGGAUAUUGUAUUAGUUGGUGAUUUGAACACUAAUUGUUAAUAUUUAAAGGAAUAUUUUAAUAGAAUGCGUUAUGCAUUCCAGGACCACUAGAAUUUAGUAAAUGUGAAAUGAACCCUUUUUAAGAGUGUUGCACGAUUGCUUAAAAUUAUAUUUUAUAAAUAUAUAUAUAUUAUAUAUAUAUAUUUUUAUGCAAAUAUUAAACAUCUUUGAUCUGAUUGUCACACUGCAUUUACAAUUUCAGUACUGUACUUUAUUUAAAUGGAUUCACUUUGCAUUGGAACAAUAACUAUUCACUUUCAUUUCCUCUCCCAAAAGAUCAGUAGGAGGAGAAUCGACUUCUGCUGUUUUCACUUCAGUGACACCUCUGAAAGUGUUAAAUUCUUUGUUGGGCUUUGAAAACCUAGUGACUAAACGACACUUGAGUAUAAUAUUUUG
Nothoprocta perdicaria is the source of this 3226-nucleotide messenger RNA. RefSeq names its product terminal nucleotidyltransferase 5A (gene TENT5A). NCBI's taxonomy places the organism in Eukaryota, Metazoa, Chordata, Aves, Tinamiformes, Tinamidae. The coding region runs from base 12 to 1205 and encodes 397 amino acids. Gene Ontology annotation, biological process: mRNA stabilization. The record is from RefSeq and is a predicted model, not a curated record. Gene Ontology annotation, molecular function: poly(A) RNA polymerase activity; RNA binding. The transcript is spliced from 2 exons.